This is a messenger RNA of Penicillium pulvis, 1356 nucleotides long. Its product is annotated as cytochrome P450. Gene Ontology annotation, molecular function: oxidoreductase activity, acting on paired donors, with incorporation or reduction of molecular oxygen; heme binding; monooxygenase activity. The record is from RefSeq and is a predicted model, not a curated record. The coding region runs from base 1 to 1356 and encodes 451 amino acids. NCBI's taxonomy places the organism in Eukaryota, Fungi, Ascomycota, Eurotiomycetes, Eurotiales, Aspergillaceae. The transcript has 5 exons.
AUGGUUAGACCGAUCGUUCGGAUCAGCCCAGAGGAGGUUCAUAUCGAUGAUCCAGAUUUCGUGGGCGCUGUAUACAAUAAUAGCAACGGUCGAGUGGAAAAGCCAGCAAGAGUCGCUGAACAGUUUGGCCCUUAUCCAGCACUUGUCGGGACUCAGUAUCACGAGACUCACCGCAUCCGUCGCGCUGCACUAAAUCCUUUCUUCUCUAAGGCGUCUGUCACCAAGCUGAUACCAGUUAUGUGGGGGCCGAUAAACAUCGUCUGUGACAGGCUAGGUGAGGCCUGCAAGUCCAAAGAAUCUGUGAAUCUGAAAUACCUUUUCUCGGCGAUCACGCUCGAUAUCAUGACAGCUUAUUGUUUCUCACAAGAGCCAAGUGCUGUCUUAAGCCCCGACUUUUGUCGAAAAGAGCAUGAUGAUCUAGAUGCUUUCGUGGAGGUCAGCCUGCUUAACAGCCAUAUUCCAUGGGUCAUGCGCGCAAUCUAUUCGCUUCCGAUGGUUAGCACCAGCCAUGGCCAGUAUCUUGGAUCUUCGACAGGUAUCGCCUCUGAGGUCUAUCUAAGCCGCAUUUUUAACCAAAAGCAGGAACUAUCACGUCAAGUUGAGGCUAUUCGAAGUGGACAGAAUGAGUCAUAUAAGACGUAUAUUCAUCGAACCAUAUUUCACGAUCUGCUAGAUAGCGGGUUGCCACCAAAGGAGCUAGAGAGGGAUCGCCUACGAGAUGAAGCUCUUGGCACAGUGACAGCCGGGUCGGACACGACAGCUUAUGUCCUACGAGGAGCGGCUUAUCAUGUCUCCGCAAAUCCGGACGUGAACCAGCGACUAUACGAAGAGCUGAAAGCGGCAAUCCCCGAUCCAUCUCCAGAAAGCUUCCCAUCCCUUGUAGUGCUUGAAAAGCUUCCUUAUCUCUCCGCGGUGGUUCAGGAGAGUCUUCGACUUUGCAACCCUGUGACACAUCGACUAUGUCGAAAGUUCCCAGACAAGGCACUGAGAUAUCAGGACUAUGUUAUCCCACCAGGAUGGACUGUUAGCAUGACCUCAAUGCUGAUUCAUGGAAAUGAAAGCAUUUAUCCAGAGCCUUACGAAUUCCGACCGGAACGAUGGUUGAAUGGAGGUCUUGAAGUGCGACAGUUAGAGCGGUACUUGGUGCCUUUCAAUAGAGGCGUCCGCGUCUGUUUGGGAUUGAAUCUAGCUCGAGCAGAGCUUUUCAUAAUACUCGCAGUUCUUUUCCGACAGUUCAAGUUCGAUAUUUCGCAGGUGUCUCGAGCGCGCGAUAUUGAUUUGACUCGAGACUUUAUUAUUGGGGCCACAGCUGCGGAUUCUCCAGGGAUUCUAGUUGGGGUCGAAAAGGCAUCCUGA